GGUUUCCUCGCUUCGCCUCUCCCUUCGUCUUUGUCCUCGAUCAUCUUCUUCGGGUGGAGAGGGGGAGAUCGAUUUCGCUUUGAUCCCCGUCUCAAUCUCCUUCCCAAACCCUUCGGCUUCGAUCUAGUUGAGAGGAUUGUGUUGGGAGACGAGAAAGCUCGAUUCCACCACAAACAGGGAUUUGAUGCACACAUUUGGAACCCAUUGAAUUCAAAUGGUCAAGCCAAUAGCAAUUGGAAUGGGAGAGAAAGAUGUUAAUCGGAUCUCAAAUGUGACUGAUUUUUUAUCCGCUGUGCCCUAUGAUAAGUGGGUUUUAGUUAAUCCUGAUGAUUGGCGCCCGUCAGCUCGCUAUAAGCAUGCUGCAGAAGUGGUGCAGGACAAGCUCUAUGUGAUUGGGGGAAGUCGAAAUGGCCGUUAUCUGUCGGAUGUUCAGGUUUUUGAUUUUAGGACUUUGAAAUGGUCCACUGUAAGCGCAAAUAUGGAUCCAAAACGUUCAAAAUCAGACACUGUUAUCUCGGAUCAAGUUUUCCCAGCAUCAGCAGGCCAUAGCGUGGUUAAGUGGGAAAAUAAAUUGGUAGUUGUUGCUGGUCAUUGCAAGGAAUCAUCCGAUACUGUAAAAGUUUGGUUGAUUGAUCUAGAAACUCACAGCUGGUCUGCUCCAGCUACCAAUGGAGAAGCUCCGAUAGCUAGAGGAGGGCAAUCUAUAUCUCUAGUUGGUUCUCUGUUGUUUAUGUUUGGCGGAGAAGAUAAUAGGAGGCGGCUGUUGAAUGACCUUUAUAUUCUUGACUUGAAUACUAUGACAUGGGAAGCAGUAAGAACCAAGAAAGCAGCUCCAGCACCUAGGUACGAUCACACAGCUGUAGUUUAUGCGGACCAGUACCUUUUGAUUUUUGGUGGGUCUUCUUAUUCUCCUUGUUUCAAUGAUCUACAUCUACUUGACUUGCAAACUAUGGAGUGGUCUCAACCGGAAACUCAGGGUACAUAUGUAACUCCUAGGGGUGGUCAUGCUAGCACCCUUAUUGAAGAGAACUGGUACAUAGUUGGUGGUGGAGAUAAUAAAAGUGGUGCUACUGAGACAAUUGUCUUGAACACAUCCAAGUUUGUCUGGUCGGUUGCUGCUAGUGUAACCGUACGAGAUCCACUUGCUAGUGAGGGUCUUACUCUUUCCGCGAUGACAGUGGAUGGUGAAAAUUUUAUCAUUGCCUUUGGUGGUUACAACGGCAAGUAUAACAAUGAGAUUUAUAUAAUGAAACCCAAGCCAAGGGAUACAUUACGACCUCGACUUCUCCAGUCACCAGCUGCAGCUGCAGCCGCAGCUUCCGUAACUGCUGCUUAUGCUGUAAUAAGUGCGAAUGAUGAAAAAAGCAUUGAUAUCAAUACAGUAGAUGAUUCAGAUAUCAAAGGAGUACAACCUAAUGGUGCCCAGGAGUUUGCUAUUAAAGUGGAUGAACUUACCACUGAAAAAAAUAAUUUGGAGUCCAGACUAACAGAAGUAAGAGAAGAGAACUCGAGACUUAAGACCAACCUUGAUGCAGUGAACAAUUCUUAUAGCGAAUUAGGAAAGGAACUUCAAUCAGUGCAAGGUCAACUGGAAGCCGAAAGCGCAAGAUGUCUCAAACUGGAGGCCCAAAUUGCCUUUGCGCAGAAAAGAUUGGAGUCUUUUAGUUCCCUAGAGCAUGAGCUCGAAACCCUAAGGCGUCAAAAAUCUCAAAUUGAGCGAACUGUGGCUCCUGCUCAGAAGCAGAGGUCAGGUGGCAUGUGGCAGUGGGUGAGCGGAAGCGCAGAGAAUCCUGAAUAAUAAACAGUAAGGCGCAUAAAGCGAUGAACAUACGGGAAUGAUCUGAAUAUUUUGAUCCACCAAGUUGUUUCUUACGAUCUUGCGCCAGUCCGAUCUUCUUACAAUUAGCCGCCUGAUUCAACUUCCAUAAGAUGGUGCAGGGUAAGACAAUGUAAUUAUUUUCCCCCUAAUUUAUUUGGUGAAGAGUGUGUGUGUGUGUGUGUGUGGGAGGACAAUAUACUGUUAUUCAAUUUACUCUGUCAUGUAAUACAAACUUUUGCUCGAUCUUAUUCUUGAAUUGUUAGUGAGAUUUUGAUACCGAAAA
Molecule: messenger RNA, 2102 nt
Organism: Ananas comosus (pineapple)
Lineage: Eukaryota; Viridiplantae; Streptophyta; Magnoliopsida; Poales; Bromeliaceae
Product: acyl-CoA-binding domain-containing protein 4-like
Exons: 16
Coding region: 215-1798 (527 amino acids)
Molecular function (GO): protein binding
Source: RefSeq, a predicted model, not a curated record